GCAAUGUGUUCUUUGCUGUCACACAGAGCCGCUCUCUAUAUUCCCUUCCUUACUGUUACUUGUAUCUGUUUAGCUUAACGUUGGGCAAGAUUUCUCUUUCCUGUCCGCGAACUAAAACUCCCAUCAUCCUCAGCAUGUUAGUAUUCACGGUACUUUUCGGGUGAAAAAUCUAUCCAGGUCACUUUACUAAGCUGCGUAAAUAGCCAGUGUGCUGGCAGUCAGUUUAAAGAUCUGCGAUAUUCCCUAUCCUGGCUCGCAGGCUGUCUUCCCAGAGUAAUUUACCUCAGACAACGGGUCUGUUUCCCUAAGGUUUUCGAUGUCUUUAAGGUGUUCGCUGUAAGCGCGGGCACUGCCCUGUUGGCUGAGCAGCAGAUCUUCUGCAGAUGGGUCCCGGCAUCCGAGUAUUUCUUCUUCUCCAAGUCCUGGUGACCCUGGCACUGCCCGAGGAGGGCAAAUGCACGGAAGACAAUGGCGGCUGGGUGCUGGAUCACGACUCUCCUGUGCAUGAAGAAGAGCGUUGUACCGUAGAGAAAGUGGACGCUUCUAUCACCUAUUCUCAGUUUAUACAACAAUACGCUUAUAGUCGGCCUGUCAUUAUUCAGGGAAUUACAGACAAUGUGGAGUUUCAGUCUCUCUGCACCAAGCAGCAUCUCGUGCGAGAGUUUGGAGACCGCCAGGUGCGCCUGAGUACGGCCAACACGUAUUCGUACGAGAAAGUGGAUGUGCCAUUCCAGGAAUACGUCAAUCAUUUACUAAAGCCCCAGGACCUGACCUCGCUUGGCUGCGAUACUUUGUAUUUUUUUGGAGACAAUAAUUUCACAGAAUGGGGUUCACUGUUUAAGAAAUACACCCCACCCCCAUUCCGGAUUCCAGGUACCAGUGGAGCAUACAGUUUUGGGAUUGCCGGUUCUGGCACAGGGGUUCCUUUUCACUGGCACGGACCAGGCUACUCCGAAGUUAUAUAUGGCAGAAAGCGCUGGUUUCUUUACCCACCUGAGAAAACGCCUGAAUUUAAUCCUAAUGGGACGACCCUGUCAUGGCUGUUGGAUACAUACCCCUACCUUUCAGAGGUAGAGCGUCCCAUAGAGUGCACCAUCCGCCCCGGAGAGGUUUUGUAUUUUCCUGACCGGUGGUGGCACGCUACCCUUAACCUCGACACCAGUGUCUUCAUUUCGACAUUUCUUGGAUAAUCCCUACCAGACCAGUCACUGGUGAGACCUCUAAGGACAGCCACGGUACCAUGAGCAACAUUGCAGUGACUUCCAACCCACAGUGCCACACACCACCGAGAGAACCAGGAGGUAGAAAACCACUGCUGGCCCUACAACUGGACUGGACUGGACUAGAUUUUUUUAGCAACUGGACCAUUUUAUAAAAUCACACAAUCAGGAUUGCUGUAGAAUUUUGUUAUACUGUAUCAUGAACUAAAAUGACAAUCUUCCAUUCCCAGUGAAACGUCUACAGUUUAAUAUUUAUAAUAAUAUGAAUGCUCCGUCCUGGUUUGUAGUUAGUAAACGUUCAAUAAAAU
This is a messenger RNA of Pelobates fuscus (common spadefoot toad), 1528 nucleotides long. It is a transcript of the gene JMJD8, whose product is annotated as jumonji domain containing 8. NCBI's taxonomy places the organism in Eukaryota, Metazoa, Chordata, Amphibia, Anura, Pelobatidae. The transcript is spliced from 10 exons. The record is from RefSeq and is a predicted model, not a curated record. Gene Ontology annotation, cellular component: cytoplasm. Bases 384 to 1190 code for a protein of 268 amino acids.